UAUAUAUCUUAUAUACAAUAGAAGCAAAUUUCCAAAAUUCAUUUCAACUCACUAGUAAUACCAACCACAAAAAUUAUGUAAAAGUCUUCAAAAUUAAUGAAAUUAAAUAAAAUCUAGUAAAAAGUAAUUAGUUGAUUUGAAAAUGAAUAUCACGAGACUUAAAAUUAUUAAUGCCUGCUUGCUGUUCACCUUUAUUUGUGUCUUGACAUUGCAAGAAUAUUUACGAGUCAAAUAUCUGCAAAAUUCACAAAGUGCCGAAUUAAAACAGUACAUCGAUACCAACUGGCACAUGCUUCUGGAUGGUGAGUGGAUCGUAGACUAUCACAAUGGAACCGCCGAUCGUUACACAGAGUACGGGAGUGUUUGGACCGAAGUUGCUUCAGUGAUGGGUGAAAAAGGUUUGAGCGUUGCUAGUAUCGAUAUUUCAAGAAACCCGAUAUUACGUUUCAAUUUGCACGCUAGGAAGUUUCCUGUUGUCUACCAUGUCAUAAAAGGAGUUUAUCACGUUUGUCCCGGUUACAAUGAUUUAAACGCCAUGAAAUUCUUUGUUGAACACAAAAGAUGGCCGUUUUUUGCAAGCAUAAAGCAUGCCAUCGAUGAACUCAAAACCGAGGUUAGGGGUGACGAGUUAUGGUUAAAAUAUACAUACGUUUCUGGUUGUUAUUUAUUUUUCAAUAUACUGUUGGUGUUGUAUCGAUACAAAGGGGAAAUCAUAAAGUUUUUUAAGUUUAUUCUGCAAUGGAAGUCAAAUGACAACAAAUUAAAUGUUAAUGGUAAAGUUUUUAAGGAAAAAUUUACGGAUAUGGGUUCGGAGGCAAGUUCCUCUUCAGAGAAAGAUACUGAAACGAUGAUUUCUUAUAUGAUUUUGCCGGACGAAAUGUAUCCUGAUGAAGCCGAAACACUGAAUCCUCCAUUAUUGGAACCAGAAAUGAGGAAAUCUCAAACUACAUUAGCUUCGCCUACACUAUCCGCAACAAUGUUACUCGACCCGUCGGAAGAAUCAUGUGAUGAUGCCUCUAAUAUAAAUGAUGGGCUUGAACUUGAUCCUUCAAGUGACGAUAUAAACGAAACUUAAAUACAGUUUGCAUAGCACCAACAUACUAAGCAUUGCAGGAUAUUGGAUUGGAAUGAAUCGAAAUGAGACAGAAACAUCCAGAAUCUAAUGAAAUAGUAAAUUGCUAAGAUGUACGUGGUAUUUAAAUAACUUAAGAAAUAUGUAAUUAUUAAGCUCACCUACGACAAGAUACAAAACAACAACAAACUAGUACAGUUAUUCCGAUUACAACACAGGAAGGAUAUUGUGGUACGAUAUUAUUUUUCAAUGCAGUUGAAAAUGACUAAUAAAUUCUUUAUGGCAGGUAUAAUAAUGAAUGUACAUUUAUCUCAUUUGCAUUCACAGAAAUUUAUAUUUUAAAAAUAAAGCUGAUAUAUAUACAUAAAUUA
Messenger RNA from Teleopsis dalmanni, 1443 nucleotides. RefSeq lists its product as uncharacterized. The record is from RefSeq and is a predicted model, not a curated record. NCBI's taxonomy places the organism in Eukaryota, Metazoa, Arthropoda, Insecta, Diptera, Diopsidae. The transcript is spliced from 2 exons. The coding region runs from base 143 to 1075 and encodes 310 amino acids.